AUGCGCCUUUGGGCGCCUGAUAAACGCAAAGGCAUGGCACUGCUGAAGCCGGUCUUUGCUGUCUUUGUCCUCAUCUCGCUCGUCAUCCUUCGCUCCUCACCCCUACGAAUCUAUUGCUCGGAGGAGCACCCGGAUUUCCCCGACCAGCGCAUGUGUGUGUUCUCCAACCUCCUCAUCGUGAACCAGACACUUCACUAUGUGAGUAGCAAGCAGGAGGAGCUGCCUCCCAUCUUCAUCAGCUGGGAAAAGGUGUAUGAGGGCGACCAGCACCUCGCCAUCAGCAUGACCCAGCCAGGGAAUCUGCCCCUCACUCUCUGGAGGGAAGUGGAGGUGGUUCGCAGGGCCGGUCUCUUUCACCAGCAGCACCCCCUGAACUACUACCACCUUUUCACCGAGAUCGUGCCUACCAUGCACUACUCCAUCUGCCGGGCCCUGGGCAUAUGCACGCAUGAAGCGUCGCAGGACCUGCGGCUGUUCUGGGUGAACAAGUCCGGGGUCAACCACCCCAAGGGCUAUGUCUUCAAUGCGCCGCAAGCCAUCGUGGACCUGCUGCAGUGCAUCAGCCCGCAGCCCGUCCUCAACCUGCAAGACACCGGGUCGCGGCCGAUCCUGAUGGAGAAGGCGGUGGUGGGCCUGCCCCGCAACGUCCGCUUCUACCACCAGAAGAAAGAGGAGUGGCAGGCCAGGUUCAAGGACCCGCCCGCCCUCAAGUACAUGAAGCAUUACCGGGAGCAAGUGGCCGCCUGCCUCAACCAUGACUUUGUCAACGAGCGGGCGCCGACCGACCCGGUCCGCAUCACCAUAGUGAACCGGCACUACGAGGCGGGGCGGUCGCUGCUGAACGCGGAGACCAUUAAGGACCACAUCCUGUCCCUGCCCUCCGUGCGAGAGGCGGGACCGGAGCGGGUGGUGGUGGAGGUGGUGUACCUCAAGGGCACGCUGCGGGAGCAGGCGGCCGUGGUCUGGAACAGCUCGGUCUACAUCUGGGCGCAUGGCGCCGCCAUGGCCCACGUCUUCUUCCUGCCGCGGGGGGCGCAUGCCGUGGAGCUGGUGCAGUGGGCUGUCAAGGAUCCCCACGACCAGCAUGUUUGGGUGCAGGGCAUCCGGAAGGCCUUCGACAUCGACAUCCAGCUGGGGGUGGUGACCAACGACGACCGCACCAAGGUCUUCUUCAACUACGAUGUGAUCCGAGCCCCGAACUCCCAGUACCACCGAUUCAACGACUCGGAGAAGGUGGCGUUGCUCGAGAACCUGACCUGUCCCGAGCAGCCAUAUGCCAAUGGCGGGGAAUGCUUCGGCUGGUUCCAUUGGGGCAUGUCCCUUGUCCUCAAGUUUGACCUCCUGAGGCCACAGGUGGUGGCGGCCCUGAAAGCACUCCGCCCCUGA
Auxenochlorella protothecoides is the source of this 1386-nucleotide messenger RNA. RefSeq lists its product as hypothetical. The transcript has 8 exons. Lineage: Eukaryota; Viridiplantae; Chlorophyta; Trebouxiophyceae; Chlorellales; Chlorellaceae. The coding region runs from base 1 to 1386 and encodes 461 amino acids. Gene Ontology annotation, molecular function: glycosyltransferase activity. The record is from RefSeq and is a predicted model, not a curated record.